Molecule: messenger RNA, 1947 nt
Organism: Puccinia graminis f. sp. tritici CRL 75-36-700-3
Lineage: Eukaryota; Fungi; Basidiomycota; Pucciniomycetes; Pucciniales; Pucciniaceae
Exons: 6
Coding region: 213-1535 (440 amino acids)
Source: RefSeq, a predicted model, not a curated record
AAAUACAGCAUACACUGGCUGCUGGUUUGUGAGAAUGAAGACUUCCCGGCUUCGUACGAAUUGACCCAGUUAGAAGCUAGGAUAACAACUCCCUCCUGGCUUCUGUCGUUCUCUGUCCACUCGCCCGUUUCUCGCACGAAGUCCCCAUCUAUUCCAAGCAUCAUCCAAUUUUCUUCUCUAACCUACUCGAGUCUCAUACUAUUUAUUCCUUAAUGAAGUCAUUCUUUUGUCGGUCGUGCUAUGCACGACUUGGACGCUGGCUUAUUAUCAGUCAGCUGGUGCUGCUUUUUCUCUCAAAAGCUAACCAUACGUCCGCAAACGGGGUCUUCCGUGACCUUGACAUCGCCGCUGGUGUCGGUGAUGGACUUAAAGGUGCUGAUCUCGACAAAGGAAAAAUCGACAGAGUUCCACAAGAAAAGAAUCCGCUGUUGGAAUCGGCUGCCGAUACGAAAGCUCCUCACACGCCUCCUGUUGCUUCACCCAAGAUUGAAGUCGCUCCUCACGCUCAAGCCACCGAGCCUGAGAAGAAAAAGAAGGGUUUCUGGUCUAUGCUAGUCAGGUUUUGGAAAUGGAUGACAAGGAGUCGCAAGCCCGAACACCCCUUGGGUAAAAUAUUCGUUGCUUCGGAACCAAAAAAACCUUGGCCGUCCAGAUUUUGGACAUGGUUUACAGAGGAUAGAACCUAUCGCGAUAAACCUGGCUUCACUCUUCCAAGCAUGACUGAGCUAAGAGAACCGUUCAAGGGUCCUUGGGAUAGAUGGACCAACAUGAAAUACAAUCCAAGGACUCCGACGAACACGGGAGAACGACUUCUGGUUUCUAUGCGAGUUCUUGGUGAUAAACUGAGACGGGAUCCCCAAGAAACCCGAGAGUUUUGGGAAGAUGAGCUUGUCAAGGCCGGUGCUUCCCCAUUGCGCCGAAAAAUACUCUCUACCGAUCUGUUUUUCGAGCUGGUUACAAACUUAAGCAUACAAGAAGAGCUAGGGGAAUUAUAUCAGAAGGCGAUUAUGGAAAUUGGUGAAGAAGGUAAUAGAAUGUACAAAGGACACGCAUAUUUCAAGGAAGAACUCAGGAGAAUAAUGAAAAAUUACUUGCCACCAAGACCUGGGAAACCGGCUGGGACGCACAGGAACCUUCAGGAACUCUUGCCGCCAAGAACUGGGAGGCCGGUUGGGACACACUGGGACCCUGAUUUUUACCGAAAACCGCUUUCCCCACUACUACUGUUGAUUGAAAGGCCAGAAUUGUCCGACAUGGCAAAACAUGCCCCCACGUACCGUGAGGCCGUCAAUCUACAUGAGAAGUUAAAGGAGACCGUGGCUGCUAUCAAAGACUACGUCAGCGAAUCGGACAAGCUCGUCAUCACUCAUGAAAACUAUGAAGACGACGUCAUGAAUUACUUCAGACAUCUGGACCGGGUCAAAGACCGCACCUUUAUGACAGAUAUUAUUAGAACUGGUUUGACAGAUGAAGAACUGCAGGCAAUCAAGACCAAAGCUUUGUCAGCCUUAAACCCAAAAAGACGCGAUGGAUAAGCUUGAAGGGUUCAGAUAUAGGAUAAAAUGAAUCCUACGUUGAAGCAGCAUUUUUGCUUUCCUCCGGCUUGGUUUUCAACAUUGAAAUGGUUCACUUUGAAUUUCCCUUCUCAAAGCAAAUCCUCAAUCACUUUCAUAUUUCAGUUUCUUAUCAAGUAACUAAGAUCAACCUUAUAUGUUAUAAUAUCCAUACCAUCACUCACUCUUGGUUUACCAGUUUGGAAGUAAAAACAUUUUCUCCUUCCUGUUUUCAACUCUCUUUUCAUUGUCUAUUAUGUUAUUUUCUGGUUCACAUCAAAACAAAAAGAUUUUUUGCAUUAUAAUUUACUCCAAUUAUAAGAUCUUGCAUGAGUAAAAGCUGCCCAUCACAGGAAUUCAACUUUCUAGGGGUUAUUAUCCCAUUCAAGGUUUA